Molecule: messenger RNA, 2847 nt
Organism: Rhodotorula graminis WP1
Lineage: Eukaryota; Fungi; Basidiomycota; Microbotryomycetes; Sporidiobolales; Sporidiobolaceae
Exons: 5
Coding region: 1-2847 (948 amino acids)
Source: RefSeq, a predicted model, not a curated record
AUGCCCGUCACACUCGAGCGCUUCCCGAUCAACCCGACCGCGUCCGCCGCCCACGCGCAGCUCGUCGUCCUCUUCCCCGACUCCGACCCGGGCUUCAUCGAGCAGUGCAUCUCGCACUGGCUCGCCCUCCCGCCGCCUGCAUCCGCCUCGACAGGCUCGAGCACCACCUACCGCCGCGCGACUAGCUGGACCACCCAGGCCCUUGUCGAGCGCGUCACCAACAAGCUCCUCGAGAUCCGGCCCGAGGGCGAGUGGCCCCGAGCGGCGCCGCCGGUGCGGGGCAGGGCCAGCGGCGAUGUGCAGAGCAUCGCGAGCAGCUCGCAGGUGCGCCGGGCGUUCGGGCGUACGGCCACCGGGCGAGGCGAGGCCGGCUCGUCCUCGGCGGCCUCGAGACGGCGCGUGAGCGAGGGCAGGAGGGAGGACGUUGCGCUUGCGAGGAACCUGGCCCUGACGCGCCUCCACGCCAUGUUCCCGCUCGUACCCGUCGUCGACCUGCGCGACCUCGUCCUCGCCCAGCCUCACUCGGCCCUUUUCGAGUGCGCCGACGUCCUCGCACGGCGCUCGAACAUGCCGCUCAAGCGCGACCCGUCGACCGCCCUCGGUGCCGACCUCCUCGAAGCCGCCGCGGCCGCCUUCUCGCGCCUGUUCGGCGCCGUCGACCCUCACGCGCACUCUCGUCCUCGCUCGAGCCGCACCAAGAAGGGCAAGGAGCGCGCUCGGCCCUCAAUCGAGCACAGCGACCCGGUCCUCACCCCGGCCGACCUGUUCCACUCGCCCGCGCACGACGCCGCCCUCGUCGCCCACUUUGGCGCCCUCUUCCCCGCGCUCGCGCCACUCUCGAGCGCGCCCAUCGAGCGCGUCGUGCGCCGUGAGGGCGGCAGCUACGCGAGCAUGCGCGAGCGGCUCGAGCGCGCGGCGGCCGACGCAGAGGACGAGCGCGACCGGCCCUGGUGGAGCCGGUGGAUCGGCGGGCCCUCCAGCUCCGCGCGAGAGGCGAGCACGACGGCAACGGGCGGGUCGUCGGGCCGGCGGCGAGGGCUCGGGAGGACGAGCACGCGCGAGACGAUCGAGGCGCACCCGCUCAUCCGGCGCGAGGUCGAAGCGUUCGAGCGGGCGCAGCGAGGGCCGCCGUCGGCGCCCGUACACACGCCGCACGUCGAGACGGCACCUGCGCUUGACAGCGUCCCGCUCGUCGAGUGCCAGUGCUGCUUCGCGGCCGUUCUCUUCUCGCCGACGCAGCUCGCCUGCUGCUCCGACAUCGACGCGCCCGCCGACCUCCCCUCUUCUCCGCCCAGCCCGUCAGCCCCGCCGCACCUCUUCUGCCGCGACUGCGUCCUCGCCUACGCCCGCACGUUCACGUUUGGCGGCGCCGCGUCCCUGCCGUCGGUCGCGCUCGAGCGAUCGGCCCUCCCGUGCAUCUCGGCGGCGGGCUCGGCGCCGUGCGGUCGCGUCUUCCGUCACGCCGAGCUCGUCAAGGCGCUCGACGCCCCGACGCUCGCCGCCCUCUCGAGCCAGAUCACGUCAGCGACGCUCGAGCGCCUCGCCCUCCCCUCCUCGUCGUCGGGCGCGGCAGCAGGCGUUCGGCUCCUGCGUUGCCCAUUCUGCCAGUACGCCGAGCUCGCCGACCCUGUUCCCGGUACACUCGCCCGCACCUUCCUCCCCGCCUGGGUCGCCGAGCCCUUCCCGCCGUACCCUUCUCAAAUCCUCCACACCCUCCUCGGCGCCCUUGCCCUUCUCUUCCUCCUACUUCUCGCCGCCCUUCUCGCCCUCGUCUCUCCCGCACGACGCCUCGAGCGCGCCUACGCCGCGCUGCACCCGCCCGACGUCAGCGCCGCCCAGGAGCAGCAGCAGCCGUCCCUCCUCACCCUCCCCGAGCGGCUCCUCCUCGCCCCGCACCAUCUCCCUGCUUUGUCUGUCGCCUACGUGCGCCGGGUCGUUGAGCGGGUCCUGCGGGACAAGGAGGGCGACGUGCGGCGCGUGUUCCGCUGCAGGAACGACGGUGCAGCGCUCGGGCCGGGCGAUGGGCGACGAGGGCAGGCGUGGCUCGCCCGGCUCCAGGCGGUGCAGGAGCUCGAGUGGGGCGACGAGCAGGAGGGUGUGUCGUACGAGGAGGGCGAGGUCGAGGAGCGGCGCCGGGCCGCGCUCGUGCGCUUCCUGUGGGGCCCGAGCGCGCUCGACGACGCCGUGCAGGGCGGCGCCCGCGCACCCGACGAGCCGUCGGUGUGCGGCAAGCUCUCGUGCCUGCUCUGCAGUGCGGCCGUCAACCCGUCGGCGCCGUCGCUCCACGCCUGUCGCGCGUCGUCGUCGUCGUCAUCGGACGCAGCAGCAUCGGGCGCCGAGCCGGCGAGCGAGCAGGAGCAGGCCGAGGAGAGUUUGCGGCUCGCCGUCGAGCGCGCCAUGAGCGACGCCGUCAAGCGCGACUGUGGGCGGUGCGGCGCGGCGCUGCAGAAGGAGACGGGCAACGGGGCCUGCAACAAGGUCGUGUGCCGCUGCGGCUUCAUCUACUGCCACGCGUGCCGGCGCGAGAUCCCUUCCUGGCAAGGCUACGGCCACUUUUGCCCGCACCCUCGCGACCCGACUCGUGUGCGCCGUGAGGGCGACAAGGCGUGCGACGAGUGCGACAAGUGCAGCCUGUGGGACGAGCCGGACGAGGUCGAGCGCGUCAAGGAGGCGGUCGAGCGAGCCCGCGUCGUGUGGGCGGCCGAGCACCCGGCGUGGGCCAAGAAGGUCGACCUCGAGGCGCCCGUCGCGUUUCAGCCCGACGCGCAGGAGGUACCUGUCUACGAGUGGCUCGCCGACGGGUACGAUGCUCUCGUCGAGGGCGUCGUGCGCUCGCUCGUGGCCUGA